AUGCAUACACUACAAAUGUUUAUUCUACGAGCCGGUGCCGACGAUAUAAAUAUUGACGAAGCAUUUUUGGAGCUGUGCGACUCGAAAAGAAGAAUCAGCACAGGCGCCAUUCUUACUGAAGAAAUGUUCAACAAUCAAAUACUAAAAUACAUCAGAGCAAGUGAUAUCAAAAACAUUCCAAAUGGACUAAAGAAGAACAAUGAGGAACUGAAGAAUGGAAAUGUUGCUGACAAAAUCAUGAAAGAUAUUGAUCACCUUCUGUCUUCCCUACAAAUAGGAGAAUAUGAUGGUAAUGACGAUAACAGUUAUAAUGUCAGCGUUGGAGCAACCUGUAAUUGGAGUGAAAAUUCUUUCAAAUGUUGCCAGGCAUUUGACUUAACCGGCAAUACCUGUCUUGUUGCUAAGUUCGUGGGCGACGACAUAAAUUUCUUCGUUCAGAUUGGCGGCAAAAUGGUUUGGGUAAAUAAAAUGUCCUACAAGAACACCAUUGAAAGUAUGUUUCGAGAUAUCUCUCAACUAAUGUCAGGAAAUGGCCAUUUUGAAGUGAAGGAACAGUCUGAAUUUUUAACUGAAGUAAAAGCUACAAGUGAUAAUUUUGUCGAGAUGAGCCGCUCCAGUGGCGACUUUUCCACUACUAGUUGUUCUUGGAAUGGAAAUACUUGCCAGUGUUGCAAGCAUAUUACUAUUUUCAAACGGAAAUUAAGUAUCUGCGUUGAUAUUGAAGUUCGUGAUAAGCACGAUGUGAAAAUUUCUAUCAAAAUCGGUAGUAUAACCAUAUGGAGUGGAAACGUUAAUAUGUGGAACAAACAAUUGGAGAUAUGCCAUCAGAUAUCAUUUUUAAAAUUGUGCCUUACUAUGAAAGAUUUUCAUUUGUCCAGACACGAAAUUGGGGGUUGUGUCUAUGUCUACGGAUACAUGGCAUGGUUCAAAGAAGGUCUUCGGUUGUUUUGUUUUAAUAAAUCGUUUUGA
Messenger RNA from Acanthosepion pharaonis, 969 nucleotides. Lineage: Eukaryota; Metazoa; Mollusca; Cephalopoda; Sepiida; Sepiidae. The record is from the annotation of a GenBank genome assembly.